This is a messenger RNA of Nothobranchius furzeri (turquoise killifish), 1537 nucleotides long. RefSeq lists its product as uncharacterized. Lineage: Eukaryota; Metazoa; Chordata; Actinopteri; Cyprinodontiformes; Nothobranchiidae. The record is from RefSeq and is a predicted model, not a curated record.
AGGAUGCACAUUUCGGCACAACACCUGUGUUCAGUUCAAAGGGGGGAUCAAAUGAUGUGUGUUGGCACCACUUAGCGGCAGCUUGUUGUUAGCUCUCUCCGGUUGGGCCAGUCUGUUCGGGGCAGAUUAAUCUUUGGCAUCAGGACAGGUAUCGUGAUGCCUCAGAGUAGUCUGAACUUGGAGGGUCGACAGAAGGGAUUAUACGACCACUCAUGUGAAACCAACCAUCGCCUCAAAAGUCAGAUCCCAGGCAGGCGUUUGGUGAACAGAGCAGUAAAUCGGUAUGCCACUAGAACCAGUGAGAGCUCAAAAGUUGGCUCACUGGAUUUUCCCAAACCACCCUGCCUGGUGAACGGUUAUGGACACCAUGGAUACAGGAGCACAAAACCACCUCAUCCAAGGAAUUACAGGAGACCAAAGUACCCGUUUUCCCCAGUGGGCAGUGCCUCAGCAGCUGGAAGGGUAGGAGACGUAAAGGUUCUGGACGGUAUCCCUACCAAAGGUGCCACCAAGCCAGGUGAUGAUCAUCUGAGUGGUAAGUCGGAACAAGCGGCACCAGAUCCCGGUUCAUUGGCACCAAAGAAGAAUCCAAGGAGAAAGAAAAACUUUAGACACAAAGAGAGAGAUGACAAAGCCUCCUCUUCAGAUAAAGCUCCGCCCCCGAUGCCACAGCAAGAGGAGGAAGACUGGGAGAAGGAAAUCCAAGAGGUCGAAGCCAAAAACUGGGAAAAGAUGUGCUUUGGCAUCAUACCAUAUGAUCCCGAGGAUGUGAUCCACUUCUUGUUGCGGGAUCUGUCGCUUCGACCGGCCAUGGCGGACGUGCCGGUGACCAACGCCUACAUCCCGGCCAUUCACCACACACGCCCCAUCCCAUGCGUUCCCCUCCACGCCCGGCCUGAGCCCGACCAGUUCGCUGACGUUGAACUGUGAGCCAGACAUGUUGCAGACUCAUCAACAAAACGUGGAACAUUCUGGUUCCUGUUUUUCUAGCUGACACGUUUAGUGUAGUAGAAUAUUUAAUUAGCAUUAGGCUUUUAAUUUGCUCACAUAGGGCUUUAGUUGCAGUAAAUACGUCAUAUAAGGUAGCAUCAAAAAUAUUCACGUUACAUGAAGGUUGUAAAUGGAAUCUUAAGUUGUAAACAGUUUUGUUUGUAGAUUCUCUGUUCGUAUAGAAAUUGUAAAUUCGGCUUAAUCUUUAAUUUUUCGCACAGCGAAUUUCUGUAAAAAAUUUAUGAAGUUCUGUCCUAUAAGUACAGUGAUGCUAGUCGUCAUAUAGUUCCAUAUUUAUUUUUCACACUUUUAUCAUUUUAAGAGUUUUAACGUGUUAUUUGUUCUGCAUUCUAGAAGAAUAAUCAGCUGCGUAGUUCAUAAACUCCACACGUUGACAGCAAAGUCAUGAAGUUGAUGUUUAAUUUAACAGUUACGGUAGAGACGAGUUCACGGACCGCUGGUGUGCAGCAACAACCUUGUUUUCUGCCUGUUUGUGGGAUCGGUUUCAUUUUCUCAACUAGAAUAAAUCCGAUUAUCUUCAAACUGA